This is a messenger RNA of Parnassius apollo (apollo), 450 nucleotides long. Lineage: Eukaryota; Metazoa; Arthropoda; Insecta; Lepidoptera; Papilionidae. The record is from the annotation of a GenBank genome assembly.
AUGGAAUUUCAAGUAAAAGAAGUUAUUCUAGCACCUAAUAGAAGAGGACGUAAGAAACUACUUAGAAGAGAGAAAUUGAAAAAUCAAAACGAUAUGUGGCUAAAGGACCUCCAAAAAAUACCACAAUGCGUACAUAGAAAUUUAAAACAGGGUUAUAAAUAUAACGAGUUGACGACUCAAGACUAUACUCAAACUCCAAAAAAAGAAGGCAAAAAAACUCAAACAAUAUGUUAUUUUAUUCCAAAGUACGCAUCAACUGUUGGCGGUAAAUGCUCCAUCAAAUUAAAAAAAGUAUGCCAAAAAGCAAUGACCACACUUUUAGGAAUAUCUAAAGACAUAAUACAAAGAAUUUGCAAAAGACAUUUAACUACUAUGGAACUGCCGAAAGAAAGAAGAGGUGGUGAUAGAAGAUCUUCACAGUAUUCAGGUCGUACAGAAUCUGUUAAGUGA